AAAAUACUUUGUGACCAGCGUACAAACCGAGACUGUCGCCGAGCUCCCGUCUGCUCCAUCGCCAUGUGAUAUCUCUCUCUUUCUCUGUGUAGCUCUGCAACCCUUUUUGUUGUUUUCGAAAAAAAAAACUUCUUUUUUUAUUUUUUUUCUGGAUCAACUCGCCGGAUUCCGACGAACCCACGAGAGAAUGAUGAGAAGGGCAUCGAAUUUUGUAUAUCCAAAAGUUUAGAUUUUCCGAGAAAUUUUUUCGCUGCAAUUUUUCAUAUCAAAUAUCAGUGAAGACCCAACGGCUCUUUCUCCGCAUUUCUCCGGUCUCUGUCCCUUCAUCUCCACUUCUUCAUCAUCAUCGUCUCUCACCAGAACCAGAAAAACCCAGGAAGAGAAAGCUCCAUUACAGUGGAAAGGCUUAAACCAACACGAAAAAUAAGCGUUGUUUCUGAGGAAAUUGUUCGUUUUGUUGGUGGGUUUUGUCAUAUUGUUUUAAAUGAAGGGAUAAAGAGAGCGCGCAGGAACAAGGGGGAAAUGGGGUUUAUAGUGAGAAUGCAGCUGAAUCACAGAGGAAGAACAGCAGAGGAGGAGAAGAGCUUCGCCGUUGUCUUCUUAUUCUUCUUCAGAAAUUAUUGCAAAUGGGUCCUCUGUCUCUUCCUCUCUCUGUAUUUCUUCACCUCGUACUUUGUCGAAGACAGGCCGUCGUUGUCGUCUUCGUCGAGCUCUGUUCUCAGAACCCAUCUUUCGGCUAGCCAUAAAUCAUCUUCGUCACUCGCAUCUCGUGCCCUGAUUGAAUCUUCCGCCGUUAACAUCACCUCAAUGGUGAGACCAGGUAUAUUCAAAGGCAUGAGGAUAUACAUCUACGACUUGCCGGCGAAGUACAACUCCGACUGGGUCGCGUCCUCCGACCGCUGCGCCACCCACCUCUUCGCGGCGGAGGUCGCCGUCCACAGAGCCCUCCUCUCCGCCGCCGCUGUCCGUACGACAGAUCCGUACGACGCCGACUUCUUCUUCAUCCCAGUCUACGUCUCCUGCAACUUCACCACCUCCAAUGGCUUCCCUUCGCUCGGUCACGCCCGCUCCCUCCUCGCCUCCGCCGUCGACUACGUCUCGACCCGGUUCCCGUUCUGGAACCGGACCCAUGGCUCCGACCACAUCUUCGUUGCGUCCCACGACUUCGGCGCUUGCUUCCACGCCAUGGAGGAAAAGGCGAUUGAAGAUGGGAUUCCAGAGUUUAUGAAGAAGUCCAUAAUUUUACAGACAUUUGGGGUCACUUACAAGCAUCCAUGUCAAGACGUAGAACAUGUGGUGAUCCCUCCGUACGUCUCGCCGGAAAGUGUACGGAUAACACUCGAUAAAGCUCCGGCGAAUGGCCGGAGAGACAUCUGGGCGUUUUUCCGGGGGAAAAUGGAGGUCAACCCCAAGAACAUCAGCGGUAGCUUCUACAGCAAUGCCAUCUGCGGCGGUUCCAGGGGAGUGAGAACGGCGAUUCUGAAGAAUUUCGCCGGCAACCGCCGCUUCUACAUCCAACGACGCCGUUUCGCGGGCUAUCAGUCGGAGAUCGUGCGGUCGGUGUUUUGCCUCUGUCCUCUCGGGUGGGCCCCGUGGAGCCCUCGGCUUGUAGAAUCCGUCGCGUUGGGCUGCGUCCCCGUCGUAAUCGCCGACGGUAUUAGACUGCCGUUCCCGGAGGCAGUACGGUGGCCGGAGAUCUCUCUCACGGUGGAGGAGAAAGACGUGGCGAAGCUCGGUAAAGUGUUGGGACACGUUGCGGUUUCCAAUUUGUCCGUCAUUGAGAGGAAUCUCAAUGAUCCGGCAGUGAAGCGGGCCCUCUUGUACAAUGUUCCCAUGAUGGAAGGAGAUGCCACGUGGCAGAUUCUCUUGGCGCUGUCGAAGAAGAUCGAUCGGUCGUAUCGUAGGUCUAUGGUUAUUAGCCAAUGAUGGGAAGACACGUGGAAAUUAUCCGGAAUGGAUGCCAGGCUGGCAUAUAUGGUGGAAGAUUUUCAUAGGGGGAACAUGGAUUGAACACGUGUUUCUGCUGAGCUGUCGUUCUGUGAUUGGAUCCACGAGCGAUGUCCGCGUUGACCAGCGUAAAGUAAUUUUCUGAAAAUGUAGGGAAGCAAUUCUUUUAUUAUUAGAAAUCUAUAUAUAUAAAUAAUUGUGUCCGAAAGAUUGUGGUGAAACCACCUUAUCUCAAUGUCAUCA
Messenger RNA from Tarenaya hassleriana, 2190 nucleotides. RefSeq names its product probable glucuronoxylan glucuronosyltransferase F8H. Gene Ontology annotation, molecular function: glycosyltransferase activity. The record is from RefSeq and is a predicted model, not a curated record. The transcript is spliced from 4 exons. The coding region runs from base 523 to 1926 and encodes 467 amino acids. NCBI's taxonomy places the organism in Eukaryota, Viridiplantae, Streptophyta, Magnoliopsida, Brassicales, Cleomaceae.